GGAGGUGAUCGACAUCACGGCCGCGGCAGCACACGCCCAGAAGAAGAAGGGGCAGGCGUUUGUGGUCUACAGGGACAUCUCUUGCGCGACCAACGCCCUGAGAGCGCUGCAGGGGUUCCCUUUUCUGGACAAGCCGAUGCGCAUCGCGUACGCCAGGACCAAGUCGGACGUCGUGGCCCUGGAGGACGGGACCUACAAGCCCAGGGUUAAGGGGGAGCCGGCCAAGCCCGAGCCGAAGAAGGCGCCCCAGCCGGCGAAGCCCAAGGGCGCCCCGGCCCCGGCGAAGGCUGCGGCGCAGGCGAAGAUGAUGGCGCACCCGGGCGC
Molecule: messenger RNA, 324 nt
Organism: Prorocentrum cordatum
Lineage: Eukaryota; Dinophyceae; Prorocentrales; Prorocentraceae
Source: the annotation of a GenBank genome assembly